Platichthys flesus (European flounder) is the source of this 6435-nucleotide messenger RNA. It is a transcript of the gene secisbp2l, whose product is annotated as SECIS binding protein 2-like. Gene Ontology annotation, cellular component: ribonucleoprotein complex. NCBI's taxonomy places the organism in Eukaryota, Metazoa, Chordata, Actinopteri, Pleuronectiformes, Pleuronectidae. Gene Ontology annotation, biological process: selenocysteine incorporation. The record is from RefSeq and is a predicted model, not a curated record. Gene Ontology annotation, molecular function: mRNA 3'-UTR binding; ribonucleoprotein complex binding; selenocysteine insertion sequence binding. The transcript is spliced from 19 exons. Bases 480 to 3737 code for a protein of 1085 amino acids.
UUUCCACAGUGACAGCAGUUUGCUCCGCGACCACAGGCUGGUCCGAGAUCCGCCAGCUGACGCAGCAGCAACAGCAGCAGUUUGCAGGGGGAGACCGACCCUCGAGCCCCCGGUGAUCACCACCAGCAGCACCAGCAGCACCAUCGCCCUUAUUAUCGUUUCUGUCGACGAUGGAGAAGUUAAAGCGACCCAGCUCCUGACGUCCACCCUGUGGCCGAUGAAGGUUCGCGGCGGCGAGGCUGACUGACAUGGACGCGAGUGACAACAAGGAUGGAUUCCUAUAGAUCACCUAAGGAAAACUGAGGGAUCCACCCACAGUCAGUAGCAGUGGAAAACAAUAGCUGUCUGUCUGACAUCCACUGGCCGCACUGUUCCUCUAUUCAUGCAUCCCGACCACUGUUUCAGAAGAUGUGAAGCUUUCAGCCGAAGUGGAACCAUUCAUCCCACAGAAGAAAGGUCUUGAAGGAACCCUGGUCAGCAUGAGUCUUUCUGGAGAGGCCGGUGGUGGAGGAGGGAGCGGAGGUAUCGGUGGAGGAGGAGGAGGAAGUAGUGGAGGGGUGGAAACCACUCCCAUACCAAGCUACCUCAUCACCUGCUACCCUUUUGUCCAGGAGAACCAAGCCAACAGGCAACAUCCGAUGUAUAAUGGAGGGGAGCUGCGCUGGCAGCAGCCUAACCCUUCCCCUGGUGGACCGUACCUGGCCUACCCCAUCUUGUCCUCCCCCCAGCCUCCUGUAUCCAACGAGUAUGCUUACUAUCAGAUUAUGCAGGCUCCCUGCCCACCUGUCAUGGGCUUCUAUCAGCCCUUCCCUGGCACCUACACGGGUCCUGUGCAAACUGGAGUAAUCAACCCAGUCUCAGCAGAUGUCGGGGAAAGGCCACUAACUCUGGGACCAGCAUAUGGGAUGGCCAGCCAGAGGGGGAGAGGCAUGGUCAGAUCUAGCAUUCUCCCAAAGCAACAGUUGGGUGUGUGCCAGGCUGCAAGAGGUCGUCGGCCUCCAACGAGGAAUGUAGCCGUGCAGAAGGAGGUGUGCACCUUGGGGCCCGAUGGUAGAACCAAGAUCGUCAUGCUGGUUGAUGCAGCACAGCAGACCGGUAAAAAUACUGUGGCAACAAAUUUCCCAGGUGAGGUGUCAGGGCGAUGUGCUGCUGAGCGAGCCAGUCCUCUGCUUUGGAAGAACCGAACAAAGAGAAGACGGGCGUCCCAUCCAGCUGAAAACUUCAACGAGCAGGGCACCUGUGAGGCAGAUAUAGACAGUGACAGCGGAUACUGUAGCCCUAAACACAACCAGGCCGCAGGGGUAACACAACGACCAGCAGAGCAUGCAGCAGCACCUUCGGGAGUAGAGGCUGGUGUUAUGACAUCAGAUACCUGGGUGAAUGUAGCCUCACAGGCGACGCCAAAGUCCUGGGGGGACAGGAACGGCCAGUUUCACAGAGCGGAGCAGAGGAAGAAUCCUGAACAGAGAAACUUCUCACAGGAUUUCCACAGUGGUUAUCCAGGGCGUUUGCCACCCAACCAGUCAGAACAAAGACUGCAGCCAGCAGCGGCCACUGGCACUGAGCUCACUCCAGAGCCCCUCUACUUUGAGGAUGAAGAUGAGUUUCCAGAUCUUCCUUCUGGAGGAGCUGUCAGACGUAGCACCAAACCCGAAGCGGCCCCAGCCCAGAUACACACGCAACCCAAACUGCCCAAAAACCUGCUGGAUAACCUACCAGAAAACUCUCCGAUCAACAUUGUGCAAACACCAAUCCCCAUCACCACGUCUGUUCCCAAGAGGGCCAAGAGCCAGAGGAAGAAGGCUCUGGCUGCUGCCCUGGCCACUGCACAGGAGUACUCUGAAAUCAGCAUGGAACAGAAGAAAUUACAGGAGGCAUUCACCAAAGCAGCCGGGAAGAAGAGUAAAACCUCUGUUGAGCUGGACCUGGGAGACAUGCUGGCAGCUUUGGAGAAACAUCAGCAGGCUGUGAAGGCCAAACAAAUCACCAACACUAAACCCCUGUCUUUUACAGUUGGAACAACCACUCCAUUCCACAGCUCAGGCUUGAUCAACGUGCCAUCCAUGUUGAAGGGUCAUCAGCAGCCGUACUCUGCCCCACAUAAUGCCCUGGAUUCCACUGCACCCCGCAUCAAGAGGGGGAAGGAGAGGGAGAUUCCCAAAGUCAAACGACCAACAGCCCUGAAGAAGAUCAUCUUAAAGGAGCGUGAAGGGAAGAAAGGGAAGACUAGUGUGGAACAAGAGUCCUCAGGCCAGGAGGAACAUGGAGAUGAGUGUAUACGUUUUACUGAUGAUCUUACACAAGAGCCUGCCUCCCAAGAAGAGAAUGGUCUGAGUGUGCCCAGUGAUGCGUCCCUUUCCCCAGCCAGCCAGAACUCUCCGUACAGCAUCACUCCGGUGUCCCAGGGUUCUCCUGCCAGCUCUGGGAUCGGGAGUCCCAUGGCUUCCAACGCGAUCACCAAGAUCCACAGCCGACGUUUCAGAGAGUACUGUAACCAGGUUCUGAGUAAGGAGAUCGACGAGAGCGUGACGAUGCUGUUACAGGAGCUGGUUCGCUUCCAGGAGCGAAUCUACCAGAACGAUCCCACCAAGGCCAAGUCCAAACGCCGCCUGGUCAUGGGUCUCAGAGAGGUCACCAAGCACAUGAAGCUGCAGAAGAUUAAAUGUGUCAUCAUCUCUCCAAACUGUGAAAAGAUCCAGGCCAAAGGUGGUUUGGACGAAGCCUUGUACAAUGUGAUUGCCAUGGCUCGGGAGCAGGAGAUCCCAUUUGUUUUUGCCCUGGGCAGAAAAGCUCUCGGUCGCUGUGUCAACAAACUUGUGCCUGUCAGUGUGGUCGGCAUUUUCAACUAUUCGGGAGCCGAGGUAACUCACUGCCAGCCAAUAAAAGGUCUCUUCAACCGUUUGGUGUCUCUGACAGAAGAAGCCAGGAAAGCCUAUAAGGACAUGGUGUCCGCUCUGGAGCAAGAGCAGGCCGAGGAGGCGCUGAAAAACGACAAGAAAGUCCCUCACCACAUGGGGCACUCCCGUAACCACUCUGCUGCUUCUGCAAUCUCCUUCUGCUCCAUCUUCUCCGAGCCCAUCUCAGAAGUCAAUGAGAAGGAGUAUGAGACCAACUGGAGGAGUAUUGUGGAGACUGCAGAUGCUCCGGAGCCUGAUGAGGCUGAGCAGAGUCGCCCUGCACCUCCCACAGUCGCCCAGAAGGAGAGUGAGCCGCUGGCAGCCCCCACCAUCACAGCUCCGUUGGCCUCCACCGCUCCCCAGUCCAGGGCAGGGCCUAUGACGCAGGGUAGCGGUGAGAAGGAUGAGGUGCGGGUGGAUGAUCGGCUGGAGCUGGCCUCACAGCAGAGCACAGAAACGGGCUCGUUGGAUGGAAGCUGCAGGGGUCCGCUGAACUCCUCCAUCACCUCCACCACAUCCACCCUCGUCCCCGGGAUGCUGGAAGAGGCAGAGGAAGAGGAAGAGGAGGAAGAGGACUACACCCCUGAACCUAUUUCUGUGGAGGUGCCCACCCUCAGCAGCCGCAUCGAAUCCUGGGUGUCAAAGACCCUGGAAAACCUGCAGCUGGGAAAGAGCCAGGAAAGCACAGAGGACGAGGAGGAGGAAGAUGAGGAGGAGGAGGAGGAGGAGGAGGAGAGAGGGCAGAGUGAGGAUGAGGAGGACCUCGACUCAGCAGACAUCACAGAGACGACGUCGGAGGAGGACCAAGAGCAAGUGGAGGCUAAGAAAGUCACUGGCUGAAACCACUUAUCCUCCUCCUCCUCUUCCUCCCUCUUUUCUUACAUACAGUCAUCCACUCUGUCCUCUGGCUCUCACCCAUCCCUCUUCACAGCAACCAGCAGCUUCUCUCCUUUGUCUCUAACCCCUGACACUAGACAUAAUCUCAGGUAUCCAACCAACUGACCAACACUCACACGCAUUUAACGUGUCCGAGGAACCGACCGACCAACCUACAGACACACAGGCUCGCAGACCAGCCAACAGCCAACACAUUAUGAAGGAUAGUAGUGACAUAUAUUCUGCCCACAACCUGCUACACUUGAAAUCAGAGGGAAGCUUUUGAUUCUCCUCCUCUUUAACUGAACUCUUUGAGAGCCGAGGACUUUUCUGGGAGCAAGUGGUGAGCGCUUAAAGAAAUGUUGCUGUCAGUAGCUCACAGAGAAGGAAGGUUGGAACCUCUCCGCUCCCAUCUUACUUUACACAGAGCCCAGGAAGGUUUACAGCUCUGCAAGUAUUAGUGUGUGUGUGCAUGGAUGCGUGUGUGUGUAUGUGUUUACAGACACAUGUAGUUUGCAAUUCUUUUGCUGUGUUUAUUAGUUUUAUUUAUGUAAAUAACAUGAGUUUUUCUUACAUCACCGAGGGCAGGAGAGACGUGCAUUUCCCACGCUACAUCCAUAUCACUACAUUUUGGUUUGAAACUCAUCCCUGCUACAGAUCCACCUGACAUCCACACUGCUCCGGCAUUUGAGGGGAAACAAUGACAUAGACCGCUUGCUGAUUGGCUCUUUCCAGCCACGACGUAACUUUUGCUAAUUCGUCGGGCUCCCGUCACAUGACCUGACCCACUUCUAGAAGAAAAAAGCGGCAUUAGCCUUGAUUAUCAGUGUAGAACCACAACAUGGCUAAUGAAUUACAUAUUAACUGUUGUGUUUGCUAACAGCUGUUGUGAAGUUACAGUCUUCAUUUGACAACGUCCUAAAUUCCUGAUUACUCUGGCUGGUGCGUGCCCAGUGUGUGUGAGUGGUGACGUGAUGUGCGUUUGCAGGCAUGUUAGUAUGAACAGGGAUUCAAACUGCUUCUAGAGCCAAAAGGCUUUUUGUGGACAGAGAUCGUUUUAGCUUGAAACAACAUUUUCCUUCCUAAACGUUGUCGUAUGGAUGUAGCUCGUAUCUCUGCUUGGUUGGUUUUUAUUUUUCCUCGCAGAACAUUACAGUGUCAGGGGUUCUGUCUUUCUACCAAACCACUCCCACCCAUCAGUCUUCUGAGAGUGUUUUCCUUUUUUUAACAUUCAAAUUAAUUUGUUUUCCGUUCUGUAUUCAGAUGAUUCAAAUGACGUAACUUCCAAGAAGCGAAACAAGCUUUUGUGUGUAUAUAACCUCGUCUCGGUGGUUCUACUGCGGUGUGUAAUGGUGUGUCAUUGAUUUGUGAAGCUGUUUGGGGUUUGUGUCCUCGGACUGGGAUUGACCUCAGUUCUCAUGUGCUGCCUGUGCUUCAUAAAAAAAGAAAAUGCUCCUCCUCUUCUCCAUGGUGGUGUUUGUUCUCUGAUUGGGGCGGAGCUCUCUAGCUGUCUCUCACCAACCUCACCUGAUUCAUCACUGGUGGCAAGUUUAGUGUUGAGCACUGUCGCCUCACAGUGAGAAGGUUCUGCCCAUUCCGACCUCUCUGUGUGGGGUUUGCAUGUUGGUGUACGCUGCCUCCUGCUCAGUGUCGGAUGGGAAUGGCUCCUCCUGCGACCCUUAAGGGACAAAAUGAUCCUUUUAAGUUAAAGUAUGCAGUUUGUAUUUAAGUUACUCACUGGAGUCAUUAACAGCAAUAUUUAAAGAACUGGGCAAAACAAACAAACACUUAAAUCAAAUUAACCUAAAGGACUAGCUUGUGUUUACUCGUCUUAAUAAAGUUUACAAGUUCCCAAGCCUGUAAAGAAAAAAACAUCCGACUUGUUUGGUUUGAAGUGAAUCCUUGUAGAGCUCAGUCCCGACUGCAACCGCCAGUUUAAAGUUUCAUCACCAGAGCUGAGACGCUCUCUCCUCCGGGUCAGAGUCAAACCAGUCCGCCCACAGUCAUGCACAUGCUAACCAUAAACCCUUGUAAAUACAAGUGUACAAAAGAGACUUUGAUUUUGCAUUGUAUCAACAAAAAAAAAACAAAAAAAAAUGACAGUCGUCCUGUUCUUAAAGCCAUUUGAUAUUUAGAACAUUUUAACAGUUGGAAUCCAAUUUGAUUAAAAAAGGUAUUUGACAGUGAAUCAUGGUGAGAUCUCAGCCUGUCUAUGAUGGUGCGCCGUGUAUAUGCAGUGUGUCGGGCUGUAUGCAAUGUGAAGCCUGAGAUAGGAGAUGACCGUGUCCUGAAUGUCUUACUGAUGAAAGUAUUUCUGGUUUGAUUCAAGGUACGCUGUGUGUAGGCUUUUUGUUGCCAUGACUUCCAUCACAGUGUUUGAAGUAUGUUAAUUGACAGCAAGUGUGUAUUUUGCACUAUGUAAAUAUAGUACUGGUUUAAGGUCUUGUAACUAAUGUGAACAACAAAAAAAGACAACAAAAAAACGGUUCGAUGAAGUACUUUUUUCAGCGUGUUCCUCGUCUUUAUAUGGAUAUUUAAGGCCGUCUCCUUCAGACUGUACAUCACUAGCAUCAUUGUUAGAGGCUGUUUCCCAUAAUCCUGUUAUCGCUCUUAAUCUAUAUGAACAGGUGAUUAACAUCAUUAAAAUGUCUGUUUAAGUACA